GUCACGCCGGCGAGGGAAUCGGACACAGUGUUUACGAAGCAGCGGAUUGCGGAGUUCAACGUUGGAGGAAUUAUCCAAAGACUGCCAGUCCCUGAGGGCACUGAUGAAGAGGGCUGACGGAAAUGGAGGAAUAUUACAAUGUUCUUAAUGUACUCAAAAACAGCAAGAAAUACUGGGACAAGCCACCUUUAGACUAUGGACCUGAUAAUCCAGAGGAUUCAGACUAUAACAGAAAUGGCUUAAAAGAUGUGGGAGACCUGAGUAAAGUAGACUUUUCACAGCAGUACUCUUUUGUGUCUGAAACUGAAAUCAAUGAAGAGUGCCAACCAAGUGGUCGCAAAGACACUGAGUCAACAGAUUUUCUUCAGCAAAGCUUUUAUAAUGUGGAAGCAACAAGUGAGCAAGGACACCUUUAUUCAGACAGACCCAGUGCCCUAGAGAUUGCUCGCAAGGCUCACGAACAAUUUAAACUUCAUCAUCUGUUGAAGAGGUUAUCCCUGGAGAAAGAAUAUAAACAAGAAGUACAGAGAAAAACAUUGGAAAAGCAGGAGACAUAUUUGCAGCACCUGAACAAGAUCCAUAUUCAGCAUGAGGAGGAGGCUGUAAAAUAUUAUCAAAUUCAGAAGGAAAAAUUGAAGGAUGAAGAAAAUCUUUUAAGGCAACAGCAAGAAGAAGCACUUAGGGCAAUACAGCACUGCAAAAAAGAAUAUACCAUCCAAGUGUCAAAACACUCCUCACAACUUCUGGAAGCUGUAGAGUCUGCAAAACGCCAAGAAGCUGAGCAAGCAAACUUAGUACAGUCUCUUCUUGCUCAGUUGCAGACAGUGAAUGCAGACUUUGUCAACAAGAUGGACAUCAUGUAUCAAAUUAUCAAUGAACUUGAAGGCAGUGAAACAAUUAAUAAGAAUAUGGAGGCUCACCUGCACCAGACAAAGUCUCAAGUGGAAGGCAUCCUAAAUAUUUCUCAUCAAAGACCACCAACAAGAAUACAAAUAGACGAAGUUCAAAAGGUUCUCCAACAGGGACUCACAAUUGUGGAAUCCAUCAUUCAGAAGCUUGAGGCAAAAAAAAUGGAGAAGGCAAACCAAGAGGCUAAAAGGAUUCAAGAAAAUGAAGACAAGGCAAAAGCUGCUGCACUAGAGGUUGAGAGACAAGAAGCUUUGAGAAGACAAAGAAGUCUAGAAAAUCAGCAAGAAAGUGAAGAAAAGAAGGAUAUUGUUCCUGAAGCUAACAAUGAGGACAGAUUGCUGGAUUUGAAACAGAGAGUGAAGCACUAUUUAGAAGCCAAUGAAAAUCUAUCAAAAGACAAGCUGUGGGAGGUGCGUCGGAAGGCAUCUUUGGCCAACCAACUCAAUAAAGACAACCAUAGCAUUAACAGGGAUAAGCUACAAAAGUUGUUGAAUGAAAUGAGGGAAAGAAAAGCUGAAGCUGAGGUACUUGCUAGUUAUAAAAAUUCAGUAACGAGCAACAUAGUUAAGCAAGUUGCAAUUCAAGACUCACUGGGAGCCUCAGCUUAUUCAUGGUUACUUGUAGAACUGGUUACCUUCCAUCCAGAUUUGUGGGACCUAUUUUUAUAUUACCUCUUCAAAGCUUGUCCUAUGCUCAUGCCAGGAAGUCAGAUAAAUGAGGAAAUCCUAGGAAAUAUUGAAAAGCCUGAAGUUUAUUACAGUCAGGUGGGAAAGUACUCUACAAUGUAUGGAUUUGUGUUGACAAGACUAAACAAGAAACAAGGCUCACCCAUCAAGGCAGCAGCUAUUGGAUGGGAGGUACUUGCCAACAUUGUUUCCCAACCGCCUUUGUCAGGAAUCACAGGAGAACUACUACUUAAAAUCUUACAAUCUUGUGGUUACACACUCCAACAAACAUAUAUGAAGCAAUUUGCUAAAGUAAUGGAAUUUAUUAGCAAAUGUUAUCUGCCAAAAGUUAGAGAAGCUACAGAGGGAGGGGGCCAAAAUUGUCUGACUUUGUUGGAAAAUUUUAUGACAGAGUACAGACCCAAUAAACUUACUCAAAAUCAUAUGAUACUAAAGUAUAUGUAGAGUGUAUGUAGAGAAGUGUGCUGCUUGUAAUUUAAUUUUUACUUCAGCCUACUUUUACCCUAUACCCUAUACAAGUUGACUGACAAUAGGUUGUUAGGAAAACACUAUGGUAAUAUAUAUGUACUGAAUGUGUUGGGAGGAAAUUAAUGCUCCAAAGAAUUUAUAUUUAGAAUUUUUCAGAAGAGGCAGUGAAAAGAUUUAGACUAUAUCAGGAUAUAGUGAAAGAAAGUAUGAUGGCACAAAGAUUGUAUGGAACAAAUUUGCAAUAUAAAAUCUGGGUUGUGCUUCUUUUUAACUUUAAACCCAUUGUCUACCCUUUGACUAAUAACUUGUGAGAUGUCAUAUGUUAUUAGUGUUAACGAUGUGCUAUUGGCUUUUAUGUAAUCAUAGCUAGUGUCAAGGCCAGAGGCAGCAAGAACUAAGUUGUUUUGUGAAUAAGUAGUGUCUCAAUUCAGUGAAUUGCCUUUCUCUUCAGACUGUAAAUAUGCUUUUGUUUCUUUAAGCAUAUUUUGGCAAAUCACCUGCUAAUUUGAAAUAGGUGACAAAGAUACUUUCUAGUUUUUUGAGGUUCAUGCAGACUUUCCUUAUUUGUAAAUGACAAUGGUGAAUAAUUCAUUAGCAUAUCACUAUCAUAUAAUUUAACCAUAUCCUUGCAUACUCUGGGUCUUCACUCUGCCUCUUCUGAAAACUUCAUCAGUCUAACUUCUUUGCACCAAUAUUUUUCUCCCAAUGAUUACUACAUAUGUGUUAUCAUACUGCUUUCCUAAAAACUAUAGUUGAUAUUUCCUUGUCAUUUUUUAUCUAAAAGUUUAAAUUUCAAAACUGUGGUUUGUUUUUAGAAUUAUAAGAUUAUAUUUGUAAGAAUUUUUUUAAUAAAAGCAUGUUCAAAAUGCCUUUUUAUACAUU
This is a messenger RNA of Eriocheir sinensis (Chinese mitten crab), 2945 nucleotides long. Its product is annotated as trichohyalin-like. Gene Ontology annotation, cellular component: nuclear pore; nuclear pore cytoplasmic filaments; cytoplasm. Gene Ontology annotation, molecular function: phospholipid binding; inositol hexakisphosphate binding; translation initiation factor binding. NCBI's taxonomy places the organism in Eukaryota, Metazoa, Arthropoda, Malacostraca, Decapoda, Varunidae. The transcript has 8 exons. Gene Ontology annotation, biological process: poly(A)+ mRNA export from nucleus; regulation of translational termination; regulation of translational initiation. Bases 123 to 2039 code for a protein of 638 amino acids. The record is from RefSeq and is a predicted model, not a curated record.